This is a messenger RNA of Anopheles stephensi (Asian malaria mosquito), 2336 nucleotides long. Its product is annotated as ATP-binding cassette sub-family G member 4-like. The coding region runs from base 463 to 2307 and encodes 614 amino acids. Gene Ontology annotation, molecular function: ATP binding; ABC-type transporter activity; ATP hydrolysis activity. Lineage: Eukaryota; Metazoa; Arthropoda; Insecta; Diptera; Culicidae. The transcript has 5 exons. Gene Ontology annotation, cellular component: plasma membrane. The record is from RefSeq and is a predicted model, not a curated record.
CCACGUCGGGCGCUGUGAGCCUUGGGGGUAGUGCAAUUCUCGCGUCUGGUGCGCGCCUAACGCCUGCUAGUCGAACGUCUGCCUAGGGUCGGCUUUUCGCACAGUUGCAUUAGAGCGUUGAGCGAGAGUGGUGGUUGAUCGUGGUCCGUACGUCCGUCUCGAGCAGUAGCGAUCGUGCGAAUCGUGCAAUGUGAUAGUGUUGUAGCAAUGAGCAAUAUUACCAGUGGCAUGUGUAGGAUAAGUUUCUAAGAGCCAUACGCGAGACCCUUCUAGUAGAGGGAUUUUGAAGAAGGGAACGAGAAUCAAACGUAGCGCACGAUCGACGUCUAUUAUGCUUGGAACGAGUUUCUCUCGAUCAACAGCCGUAGCAUUAAUAAAGAUAAAGUAGUGGGGAAGGAAGUAGUGUGUAGAGCGUCGUCGUCGUAGCCGUCGUCCACACAGUUUACAGUGCGUGGUGCAAUUAUGGCGGAUGAGAGUGUCGAUGCAAUGGCACUCAAUCUUGAAGAUCCCGUACUGGGACAGAGCUUAACGCUGACCUUUCGCAACAUCUGCUAUCGGCGGAAGGAUCAAAACGGUGGACGGCCGAAGGACAUCAUCAAGAAUGUGUCGGGCCGGUUUCAGCCCGGUCGGUUGGUGGCCAUACUGGGCCCAUCCGGUGCUGGGAAGUCUUCGCUGCUCGGUAUCCUCUCCGGAUUAAGACAGACGGGCUUCAUCGGAACGAUCGAAGUGAACGGGUACAUGCUGGACAGAAGAAAGUAUCGCCAGCAGUGUGUCUACAUCCAGCAGGACUUUAAUCUGAUCGAACAUCUGACCGUGCUGGAAACGAUGAGCUACGCCGCCGAGCUGAAGAUGCCCAACAGAUCCGAAAUGGUGCGCAAGAAGAAGGUGAACGAAAUCUUGCACAUCCUCGGGCUGGACGGCGGCAUGCGUACACUGGUCAAGAAACUCUCGGGCGGCGAAAAGAAGCGCCUCUCGAUCGGCAUUGAGCUGGUAAGCAAUCCACCGAUAAUUCUGCUCGACGAACCGACGAGCGGCCUGGACAGUGUGUCCGCGAUGGAGCUUGUGAGCUACGUCAAAACAGUCGCGAGCGAGGGCCGUACCGUGGCCUGUGUCAUCCAUCAACCUUCGUCCAGCUUGUUCCAGCUGUUUGACGACCUGUACCUCCUAUCGGCCGGGAUGUGUAUUUACGAUGGGCCGCUGGGCGGAAUGGUGGGCACGUUUGCCGAGAGCGGGUACCACUGUCCCAAGUUCUACAACCGGGCCGACUUUGCGUUGGAGGUGGCGUCCAAGCCGCUGCGAGAGCUGGAACAGCUGGUGCAUCGCUACAACCGACUCGCUAUCGACCGGAAGCAAUCGCGCCAGGAAAACAGUAUCAAGGACGAUAGACUCGCGAGCGCGCCAACGGUGGACGAUGAUGAUAUCGGGCCGGAAGACCUGCCCGCCAGCUCCAGGCCCCGGGGACGUUAUCAAAUUUCGCAAUGGAAACAAUUUUACGUGCUGCUGCGAAGGUCGCUACGCGUAACUUCGAGAGAUUUUUUUUUUGCUCAGCUGCGUGUUAUUGCCCACAUACUGGUCGGUGUGCUGCUCGGCGCAGUAUUCUAUCAAUCCGGUGAGGACGGCUCGCUGGUGAUGGUGAACGGUGCCUGUCUGUUCUUCUUCCAGCUGUUUAUCUUCUUCGGCAACGCUAUGCCGUGCGUUAUAACUUUUCCUCUCGAAACGAAAGUGUUCAUCCGCGAGCGGCUCAACAAUUGGUACUCACUCGAGGCGUACUACCUGUCCAAAAUAGUGGCCGAUCUACCGCUGCAGAUCAUCUGCCCGUCACUGUUCCUGGCGAUCGCUUACUACCUUACCGGCCAACCGUUGGAAUGGGAAAGGUUCCAGAAGCUGUGCCUGGUGCUGCUGCUCCUGGGGAUAUUCGCCCAAACGGUGGGCCUUCUGUCCGGGGCCGCGUUCGACAUUCAGAUGGCCACCUUCUUUGUGCCGUGCUUCAGUAUUCCAUCGCUACUGUUUUCGGGCUUUUUCGUGAAACCGUACGAAAUGAACGAAUAUCUCAGCUACAUCUCGUACACGUCCUUCUUCCGCUACAGUCUGCAGGGAUCAAUGCAGGCGAUCUACGGCGGGAAUAGGGCAGCGUUUCCCUGCUCGAAGGACAUCUGCUACUACAACAAGCCGAGCAAGUUUCUUAAGUUUAUGGACACGCGGGAAGAUGGGUAUUGGGAGAAUGUGUACGUACUGCUGGGGUUCAUAGCGGCGUUUCAAGUCAUUCUGUACGUUGUGCUGCGCUUUCGGUUAAAAAUAUACCAAUAAUGGCUGGAUCGGUGGUGGAAGACAACGAA